GAUGUAGAAAGGGGCCUUUUCUCCAGUUGACACUCCAAAUUAAGCGCUAACGAAUUGCCAAUUUUUUCACAUCCAGGGGUACGCAGUUUUGCAGAUUUAGCGAGUUGGCCGUCAAAGUUGGCCACGUUGCACGUUCAGUGGGGGGCAAACUCGUAGAGCUGUUACAAGGCGAAUUAAGCUGCGCGCCGAUUGCUCCACCCGGGAAUAAAAAUGCUGUCGGAGGGGAGGCAGGAAAAAGGAGCCACCAUAAGAAAAGCGAAUAGGAGCGAGUAGAAGCGAGUAGAAGCGAUUGGAAGCGAAUAAAAUCGAAGCAGAGCAAGUGGCGCUCUUCGCACAGUGUGCCACGUAGUAGAGUGUGCCGCGUAGUAGAGUGUACCACGCAGGGGUGACCCACCAACUUCUACACACACACACCCCAAGGUAGAAAGGCAAAAGGAGCAUGAUGAAGCCAAAGCGGUUGCUGCUCGUCGCCCACUUGGCUACACUCCUCGUCGAAGGGAUGGUGAAAUACGAGGGGGCCAACACCCCGUUUAGCAAAGCGCACAUCCAGAGGUGCUGCUCAGGAGGGCCACUCUUCAUCAGCAACCCACAUAUAACCAAACAGAUGAAACAGGUAAAACAGAUGAGAAGAAGGAAAAAAAAAAUACAAGUCCAAACGGAAGCGGCUGGCCUAGAAAUCGCAAACAAAGCGGACAAAAGUAGGCUAAGCAAAAAGGACAAAAUAUCAUUCACAAAAACCAAACAAAUAGCUACGAUCGGACCCGCAACGGAAAAUUUUGAGGAGCUGGAAAAGCUCUACCUCAGCGGAAUUGACGUCUUCAGGUUAAAUUUCUCCCAUGGAUUGAAAAGCAUUAAAAAGUACAUCAUAAAUUCCCUACGAAUUAUAGAAAAAAAAUACGAUACUUCUAUUGGCAUUUUAGGAGAUAUCCAAGGGCCAAAAAUACGAAUAGGGGAAUUUGAAAAAAGUGAAAAAAAUGAAAUGGAAAAAAAUACCUUCGUCGAAUUGAAAGAGGGAGAUUUAUUUUCCUUCGAUUUGGUAGACAAGCCUGGGAAUGAAAAGAGGGUGCAACUGAACUACCCGGAGUUGUUAAAAAAUGCCAAGUGCGGACAGAUGAUACUACUAGAUGAUGGAAACCUAAAAAUGAAGGUCAUAGAAAAUCAGUUCAACGAAUCAGCAAUGCAGAGUAGCUCCCUAAAGGUAGAGGUAAUUACGGGGGGGAAACUGUACAGCAAAAAGGGCUUCUGCAUCCCUAAUAUGAUCAUGCCUAUUGAAGUGCUAAACGAAAAGGAUAUUAAGGACAUCCUGUUUUGUAUCAACGAGGGGGUGGACUUUCUAGGGUACUCCUUCGUGCAAACCAAGUAUGAUUUAAUUUUUUUAAAAAGCAUAAUCAAGGACUACUACGAUAGCGACUUCUUUCGAAACAAGGUGAAAAAGGAUAGACUUAUUUACGACGAGAAGAUGCUCCAAAUGAAGGAGUACGAUGAUGCCAACGAUUUUUACAUAAAAGAGGUCGAUGACUACUACCAGCAUUAUUACCUGAAGAACUGUCAGAAGUAUAAGCGGAUUUACGAUGUGUACAAAAAUCAGGACCUGCAGGUGGAUGCAGGCAAAGCGGAAGAGCAGCUCGGAGAUUCUGCCGCUUUUCAAAAUAGUGGCUACGAUGGGGAAAAGGAGAUCUCUCAGAUUAGCACUCAGAUUAACCCUCACAUUAACACGCACAUCACGGCUGACACCGCCCAUUCCACGCCGAGUGACCAGGCGAACGGCAUAUUCAUCGUGUCCAAAAUCGAAAAACCCUCCGCUGUGAAAAACAUAGAAAGCAUCAUAAACCUCUCCGACGCCAUCAUGAUUGCCAGAGGAGACCUCGGAAUUGAAACCAACUUGUCCAAUUUACCAAUUUUACAAAAAAAAAUGAUCAACCUGUGUAGAAUAAAAUAUAACAAACCCGUCAUCGUCGCAACGCAGAUGAUGGAGAGUAUGAGAUUUUUGCCCUCCCCCACCAGAGCAGAAGUGGCUGACGUUGCAACGGCGCUAUACGAUGGUUCCGACUGCGUUAUGCUCUCAGCGGAAACAGCCACCGGCCAAUACCCCAUCCUUACAGCCUCCACACAAAACAGUAUAAUAAAAGACGUAGAAAAUGAUUAUUACUAUUACGACUACACGCAAAGGAAAAAUAGUAAUCCAGUCAAGUGUGCACAUGGGUUGAGUCCCACCCCCCCCACUGGAAAUUCCCAUUUUGAAAAACUUAUUUUCAGCAUAAGGGACCUAAGCAACAACAUCAAUUUGAAGUCGAUUAUUUUAUUUUCGAAUGAAUUUCAGAAAAUCCAAAAGCUCAGCAAUUUGCGAACGAAGGCUCCCAUCCUUGUCAUCACAGAGAGUGUUGCCCUAGCUCGAAAGCUGCAACUCACUUGGGGGGUCUACCCCUACCUCUCCAAAUUAACCGACGCUCACAAUAGGGACCUGUUAACCCUCAUUAAUUAUGGGUGUAAAGUUUCCAAGGAGGAGGGGUUCGUCACCGCGCCAGAGGAGUACUCCCUCGUCACCUUUACAAAAAAUAUUAACAAUUCGUCCAAUUUGCUUUACCUCUGCCAACCCUGCUUGGCUUCAUAA
Plasmodium vivax (malaria parasite P. vivax) is the source of this 2611-nucleotide messenger RNA. Its product is annotated as pyruvate kinase, putative. Gene Ontology annotation, molecular function: magnesium ion binding; potassium ion binding; pyruvate kinase activity. Gene Ontology annotation, cellular component: cytoplasm. The transcript has a single exon. Gene Ontology annotation, biological process: glycolytic process. The coding region runs from base 440 to 2611 and encodes 723 amino acids. NCBI's taxonomy places the organism in Eukaryota, Apicomplexa, Aconoidasida, Haemosporida, Plasmodiidae. The record is from RefSeq and is a predicted model, not a curated record.